Xylona heveae TC161 is the source of this 746-nucleotide messenger RNA. RefSeq lists its product as hypothetical. The coding region runs from base 291 to 722 and encodes 143 amino acids. The record is from RefSeq and is a predicted model, not a curated record. Lineage: Eukaryota; Fungi; Ascomycota; Xylonomycetes; Xylonales; Xylonaceae. The transcript has 4 exons.
CUUCGUAUCAGCGUACCAUAGAAAAUAUCCUUACCUCAGGCAGUAACAAUAUCAAUUGUCUGCUUCUGCAAUACCCAAAGAUCCCGACCUACUUAUCCUGGACCAACGGACACAACGUAUAUCCUGUAAAUAGAACAAAUAGCCCGGAGCACCUCAAGGAAGCAGAUUUCGAUAUAUUGCUUCUUCGAAACAACUCGUACUGUCUAUCAAGUUUUGCACUUGUCUUGAAAUACGAUUGAUAUCCCCGCCGCUUCCAAACGCACAACGCUCAACACUCCAGCGCCAGCGCCAUGUCCUCUUUCUUACGAAGCCUGCCUGCGCGCGCGUCAGCCGCAAACACGCCUACAAUCGCUCUUCAGUCUUCUUCAAUCGCCAUACGAACCACUUUUGCAGCACACGGAGCAGUAUCUCGACAAGCCGGAAAUGUCCUUGUCCUACGCGGUUCUCGUCGUCAGGCAUCUUCGUCCUCAAAGACAAGCGCUUCGCAAGAGCCGUCAGCCCAUGCCAAUUUCUACAAGCAAUUCAGCCGCCCCAUUGCCAAAGUAUUCCUUCCCGCGGUCUUCACGUACCAAGCGCUCUACUGGUUAUGGGUGAAGCUGGAAAAGGACGAAGUCAAGGCCGAGAAAGAGGCUAAUCUUUUGUUUUUGGUGGAUGUAGCUGAAAUUUCUGCGCUGGAGAAUAAACUGCGAGAAGUCACUGCUGAGAAGAAGCCAUCGUCGUGAAUGCGGUUGCGGGUUGAAGGAUCU